CCAAUUUCUUUGAUAUUAUUUUUUUCCCUGACUAGUUUAUUUUUGACAAGUUGUAUUUGAUAUUGGUAUGAGGAACGCAAGAAGAACUGGUCACCAGACCGAAAUAUGUUUAAAUGAAGAAGAGAAUAACGAGAUCCGGACAGAAAGUGACAGCUAAACUUUUCAGGAGCUUUACAAAGUCAUCAAAAUCUUUAGAAGUACCAGCGUAUGGUUCGAAUGGCCCUACUCAUCGUGAUAUGCAGAAUAUCUCAUCGAAUGUAGAAAUUUCAAGAGCCCAUGACUUCAAUGAAAUAACUCCGGAUGAAAUUGGUCGUCUGCGUCAGCAGGUACAAGUGACAGGCUCCACACCAACUUCAAUUAUUCAUCUGACUGUUCUUUUAAAGGUGAAGGAAUUGACAGAGAAAAUCACACUAGUGGAAAAUGAAAACCAUCUGAAGGAUCGUCAAUUGGAUAAUCUGCGAAUCGACAACGAGAGGAUCAUUUCUGAAGUUAAGAAGCAACAGAGAUGCAAUCGUAAUCUAAAACAACAGCUGGACGAUGAAAGGUUUUUUUACGAGAAAGAGAAAGAGCACUUCUGCCAGGAGAUGGAGAACCACAGGAUCAAGUGCAUUGGUAGCACUUCCAAGCUCCAUCUCCAGCAGUAUAGGGAGUUGGAGAGGAUGCGAGAGGCGUUGGAAGAGGAGAAUAAGGAGAUCAGGGAUGAAUUAGUGGUGAAGAAUGAAACGACUUAUAAUUUGUGUAUCAAAUUUUUGAGGAUGAAGGACGCGAGGGACGUGUUGAGCAUGAAAUUGAAUGGUUUGUUGAGGGAUCAUCUCCAUGUGAUUGCUGAAAUGAUGGAGAAAUUGGAUGAGGCGAGAGAGGAGCUCAAUAUCAUUGUUUCCGAGAAGUUUCAGGAGCCGUUGCCUAUCAGCAAAGCUAAAUUCCUUCAGGUAGUCCAAAGAAAUAGCAGAUUAGUGUACGAAAAUGCUACCCUUAAGGUUCACAUUCAACAAUUAACCCUGAACAUUGAAAAGCUGAAGAGCCAGUCACAGAAACCGAAGAUGAUCGAUAUAGACACCCGAACGAUGGCUAAAUUGAGUGCUUGCAACAGUAAAAAGAGGAAUAUUCUAGCUGAUAAAGAAUUUUCACAUCUAUCAUGUAAAAAUGAAUCCUCGAAACACUCAAAAAAGCCCCAGAAUUAUUUCAAGAGCCUAUCACAAUGCCCAAUAAAAACAGACCAGACAUCUAGUGCUCCAGGAAUUAUCCAAAAAUCGUGUACAAAAAAGAGAGAAGAUAUGUUGAGAGAAAGUGACGACUCCACAAAAACAUUUGAUAAAUAAUUCCACACAGGUUCAACAUAUUCAAAUGUUCUCAUUCAUUGUCUAUUUUUGAAACUAGUGCUCACUCGUGUUUUCUCAGGGUAAAUUUGUCUUCUAAUGGGCGAAUUCUUCAAUAUAAUAUAGUUCUAUCGUUAUUAUUGCCUUCACAAUCAGAAGUGCGAAUCAUUCUUCAUUUAAUCACCAAUGACAUCAAAAUAAUAACUGAAUAAAAAUGAACCAUAACUGGUAAUUGUUGGAGAGUCAAGAGGGAUGGGCAUCGACGUCGUUGAAUUUUAUUCACCAGAUAAGAGUAUUUAAUUGUAAAUAAACUAUUAGUUUCUAAAUAAUUCUAACUUUUUUCAGUCAGACUGAAAUUGGAUUAACUCGCAAGUUGAUUAUCUGGUAUCAAAAUAAUUAAAUGGUGGGGGUGGAAUGGGGUGUGAAAGAGAUAAUGGACUUUCUGGCAAUUAUUUCGAUCUCUUUAUUCUUAUUUUUUUUU
This is a messenger RNA of Diachasmimorpha longicaudata, 1797 nucleotides long. RefSeq names its product coiled-coil domain-containing protein 18-like. Bases 114 to 1319 code for a protein of 401 amino acids. The record is from RefSeq and is a predicted model, not a curated record. Lineage: Eukaryota; Metazoa; Arthropoda; Insecta; Hymenoptera; Braconidae. The transcript is spliced from 5 exons.